Molecule: messenger RNA, 1482 nt
Organism: Myotis lucifugus (little brown bat)
Lineage: Eukaryota; Metazoa; Chordata; Mammalia; Chiroptera; Vespertilionidae
Gene: CUNH2orf81
Product: chromosome unknown C2orf81 homolog
Exons: 1
Coding region: 1-1419 (472 amino acids)
Source: RefSeq, a predicted model, not a curated record
AUGCACCUUCGUUUUCCUUACGGCCUCUCUACCCUUAGUUUCUCCACCCUUAGUUCCUCUCUCCCCUUUCUGACCUCUCACUAUCUACCUCCCACCCCUACCUCUGGCGCAUUUCCCCAGGACCAUGGGAGCGUCGACCAGAUUUCUCUAGAAAGAUCGUUGAUGGAUGGAGGCUGUGAGGAGCAGAUGGAAUCCUCCAAGCCAAGAGACACUCUCAGCCCUCCACCCGUCUUAGAGCUGUUUCAGGAGGCAGGCCCCAGGGAUCCUUUAGAGGAACUGGAAGACCAGGAAGGAGGCCGCCCAUCUUCGGCAGGGUCCAGGAACAUGAGCCUCCAACAGCCGUCAGCAUCUGUGGAGAAAGUGGUGGUGACAGUUCCCUCUGGGAGCCCCCAUUCUUCUCCGGAGCAGUCCCUGGCAGCCAGCUCCCAGGAAUCGGCAGAGAGCACACGGCCCCUCAGCUCCCGGUUCUCACUAGAGGACUUCUAUUACCCGCCCUCUGCUGAGGACCUAAGUGAGCAGGUGUUCAAGAAGGGCGAGAAGCCCCACGCUGCCUUGGACCCCAUCAUACUCGGCCCCUCCGAGUCCUUCCAGCAGCCUUGGUUCAUGGGCUCACAGCUGAGGACACUUCCCCGUAGGCCGGGCCGCAAGCCCUCGGUGCUGCCGAGCCAAUGGGUACGCCCAGAAGUUGAGGUUGUGGAUGCAGACGCUGAGGUACGCCCCCUGGAAGUCUACCGCAGGCCCCCCCAGGUCAAGAAGACAGAGGCCCUGGCCAGAUGCCAAGCUGAUGACUCCAGUUGCCGAGCUUUCUGCCCUCUCCCUCACAGCGGUCCUUUCCCUACUUUGCGCCCCUGCUCCCAACUUCCCCCUUUAAGCGUAGGCCCAUCAUCACCUGGCUCCCAGUCACAGGGGCUCUUACCGGGCCCAGAGAGCCGCUUUCCGGAAAGGCACCUGAAGGUCUCCCAAAUGGCCUGCAGCCGCAGCCCCAGCCCCUGCACAUGGCCAGGUGCACAGUGGCCGAGGGGCUGGGAGAGGGAGGCGGUGUUGCUGGAAGAGCUGUGGGCCGGCCGCAGCCGCGUACCUCCGCAGGGCCGGCGGGACCAGGAGGGCCAGGAUCCUCACAGGUGGUCUUAUCUUGAACCCCAAAUCCUCAAGGCCACGUCCCAGGUGAUGUGGCAGCCAGUGUUGCUGCCGGAAGCCUUGAAGCUGGCUCCCGGUGUGAGCAUGUGGAACCCAAGCACACAGGUGCUGCUCAGGUCUGGCGCACCCCGGCAGGAGGCCAAAAAAGGCUGCACCUCUCCUCCCAUUGAGUUGCAACCCAUCCAGACAGAAGCCCAGGUGACCAGGGCACAGCUAAUGAGGAACUCAACCUCCAAAGUGUGUUCGCUCCCCUCCAAGAUCCUGCCCCAUUCUGAGCCCUGAACCUCAGCCAGCGGGAAUCCUACCUUCCUUCCGUCUGCUUGCCAAAAAUAAACACCUGAGUUG